Molecule: messenger RNA, 7147 nt
Organism: Asterias rubens (European starfish)
Lineage: Eukaryota; Metazoa; Echinodermata; Asteroidea; Forcipulatida; Asteriidae
Product: WD repeat-containing protein 19-like
Exons: 32
Coding region: 750-5132 (1460 amino acids)
Biological process (GO): intraciliary retrograde transport; cilium assembly
Cellular component (GO): intraciliary transport particle A; cilium
Molecular function (GO): protein binding
Source: RefSeq, a predicted model, not a curated record
ACGGCUACGUUGUCUACUCAUUCUCUGCAGCAGUGACGUCAUCAGUACGUAGCAUUUCUAUCACUGCUUGGCUCAUAAUGGCUGAAUUAUACACAGUCUCAGAGUCGACCCGAUUCACCAAUAGCCACGCAUGGUUGUGCUUAUUCCUUUGGGAAAAUGCAUUAAUUUUCCUCCUCUGUAAAGCAUUACAUGCAUUUAUUAACACGAGAGCUUUACGGUCAGGUAUAACAAAAAAGAGAUGAGGAGCGGCAUUCUAAAGCCACGGACAAGCUUGUAAUGCAUAGUGGACACCUUUGGUAACAGCAUUGCGUUCAGGCCAACACUUGACACGAUCUUUUGAACCAUUAUGAAAGACCUUUUAGAAUAAUAUUAUGAUAUCAAUGGGGUUCCCGCCAUAAUUCAUCAUCAGUUUCAAUAUUUAUUUUGGUCUUAAUAUAACCAUAGAGUAAAGAUAUGAUAGAUAACCUCAUUCAUCUCCAGUGUUAUGUUCAGCGAGGACACAAUCCCUGCUCGUGACUGAUGCAUCUCAAAGCAAUUACUGAAUGAUGAAAAGGAAUACUGUGAUUUCUUGACCCUCACUGCUGCUGCCCAUCUGGACGGAAAACAUCUGUCGAAGAAGACCCAAUUGGAGUCAUCUAUAAUCUAAUUUCAGCUUUGUAGGUGAAACCCUAUGAGAAGAAUCACAAUGCAGUUGAUGGAGUCAAAGACGACGUAAUCAGGGAUGGCUGAACUUAGGAGACGCUAACAAGAUGGCUGGCAGACACAUCAGCACGACCGCGGGCUCUUUAUUCCGAUUCCGCAAUAAGAAUUCAACAUCCAGUUCUUCACUCUCGUCUUCCACAUCGUCGCCUAAUAAAUCCACUAAGAAUGUCGCCAGCACCAUCUUGCUGACCCCGUCUUCAUCACCGCGUAUAUCCUCUUCCUCCAUAAAGGACGAGAAUCAUGUUCCAGCAGCGGAGGAGAGAGGAGGGGAGCGACGGGGAUGGGAGCACCGAUUGCAGGCAGUUCGGAGCUGUGGAAUCACGCUCCCGACCCGGGCCGAAUCGAGGUGUCAGAAGGCAGAUGGGGCUAUGGUGACAUCAGUCAAGCGGGUUUUCACCCUGUCAGAGAGGACGCAUGGACCAGGGCAGAUACUAUUUGCCUGGCAAACAAUGCUCGGUAACUACUUGGCGACAACUGGGCAGAACAACACAGUGCAUCUGUACGACAGACACGGGGAGUUAAAAGAUGAAAUCAGUUUACCAGGGUAUUGCACCGGGCUUGGAUGGGACAAAGAUGGUGACACACUGGCCAUGAUAUGUGACCGUAGCAGCGUGGUGUUUCUAUGGGACGCUAACACCCAUCGCUCACUCCAGGUGGAGAGUGGCUUUAAGGAUACCUUAUGCUAUCUCCUGUGGUCCAAGAUCGGUCCGCAGUUGGCCAUCGGGACCAGUAAAGGAAGCUUGCUGAUAUAUAACCAUCAAACAUCAAGGAAAGUUCCGAUACUGGGAAAGCACACCAAGAAGAUCAUUUGCGGUGCAUGGAGUUCACAGAACCUGCUGGCGCUGGGCAGUGAGGAUAAGAAUAUUACCAUCAGUAACGCCGAUGGUGAUACCAUCAAACAGACUUCGUUGAGAAUGGAUCCAUCUGAUCUACAGUUCUCUGAGAUGAAGACAGAUGAGAGGAAUCCAGGAGGAGAUACGACGGUCAGUGCCAGUGUUGGGAAGAAAACGUUAUUCCUGUUCAACUUGGAGGAUCCUGAUAACCCGAUAGAGCUGGCCUUCCAACAGCGAUAUGGCGCCAUCAUUGCCUACAAAUGGUAUGGUGACGGAUACAUCAUGCUCGGUUUUUCCAACGGUUAUUUCAUCGUCAUCUCGACCCACCUCAAGGAGAUCGGUCAGGAGCUGUUCCAAGCUAGAAAUCACAAAGACAACCUGACGUCCAUCGCGAUAUCGCUGUCUCUGAACAAAGCUGCUUCUUGUGGUGAUAAUUGUAUUAAAAUUCACGACCUGUCAGACCUGAAAGAGGUGUACUCCGUCGUGACCUUGGAGGAGGAGUCCAAAGGACUGGGUCAGAUCGGCUGGACAGAUGACGGUCAACUCAUGGCGGUCAGCUCAACGAGAGGGACUCUGUAUGUCCACCUUACUAAGCUACCUGUCCUCGGAGACGCCCAGGGUACACGGCUGGCCUUCCUGACCUCUCUGCUGGAGGUCACGGUGGUGAAUCAAGUUGAACAGGAGCCUUCCAUACAAGUCAACAUAGAAGUGGAGCCCACGUUCGUUGCACUUGGACCGUACCACUUGGCUGUAGGGAUGAACAACAGGGCCUGGUUCUACAUGCUCGGAGAAAAAGGGUUAGAGAAGCUGAAGGACAGGGAAUACUUGGGUACAAUCAUCAACAUGUGCGUCAACGCUGACUACGCGGCUGUCUACUUUGAGAACAAGGUUCAGUUACAUCUGAUUGAAACUGAAGGUUCAGGCGAUAACGAGGAGAGAGAAACCAGACUUUUUCCUGAGGAUGGCCAAGGUGGAAUCACAUGCCACGCCCUUACAUCGGAUUUCCUCAUCUAUGGAACCAGUAAUGGAGAGUUAAUCUUUUUCUACAUUGAGGAUUGGCAAUUUGUCAAUGAGUUUAGACACCUGGUGGGCAUCAGGAAAGUGUAUCCAGACCCCAGUGGCACCAGACUAGUGUUCAUUGAUGACAAGAGCGAUGGCUUUGUCUACAACCCGGUCAAUGAUCAGAUCCUGGAGAUUCCUGACUUUUCACCGACCGUGAAGGGAGUCCUGUGGGAGAACUGGCCCUAUGACAAGGGUGUCUUUGUAGCCUAUGAUGACGAUAAACUUUAUACUUACAUGUAUUCGAGGGAAACUGUUAGAGGUCCUUCAGUAACUUUAGCAGAUACCACCAAGCUACCGUUUGCCCAGAAGCCUCUGAUGUUGUAUAACGGUGAGAUGACGUGUCAGACUCAGAGUGGUAAAACUGCAAUGGUCCAGCUCAACUCUCAUAACUUCAUUGAGAGGCCUCAUGACCUUCAACCUGAACAGUUGAAGGAUGCCAUCAUGAAGUGUAUUAAUCUAAAGAGAUUCAAGGAAGCUUGGAUGUUGUGUCAGUUGGCCAAUAAUAGAGAGUCUUGGAUGGACUUGGCUAAGGCUGCUGCCACACACAUGGAACUGGAAUUUGCUGUUCGUGUUUACCGUAAUAUUGGUGAGGCUGGCAUGGUCAUGCCACUACAGCAAAUUAUGGGAAUUGAUGACCGUAAUCUUCUGGCUGGUCAUCUAGCAAUGUUCCAGGGAGAUUGUAAUCUGGCUCAAGACCUCUUCUUAGCCUCCAGUAGACCAAUCACUGCACUUGAGAUGAGGAGAGACUUGCUUCACUGGGACCAAGCCCUCAAGUUGGCCAAGACUCUAUCCCCAGGCCAAAUCCCUUACAUCUCCAAGGAAUACGCUCAGCAGUUGGAGUUCACCGGUGACUAUGGGAGUGCUCUGUCCCACUUUGAGAAGGGAGUGACAAGAGAUAAAGAGCAACGAGAGCACGAUGAGUCGUGUGCUGCCGGUGUUGCCCGUAUGUCCCUCCGCAUGGGAGACAUCAGACGCGGUGUCAGCAUGGCCAGUAAGAUGCCGAGUCGUACAUUGAAGCGUGAUUGCGCCGCCAUCUUGGAAAACAUGAAGCAAUACUCAGAGUCAGCCCAGCUGUAUGAGAAGGGCCAAUACUACGAUAAGGCUGCGUCGGUCUACAUACGCAGCAAGAACUGGGCCAAAGUGGGUGAGUUGUUGCCUAACGUCACGUCGCCUAAGAUCCACAUUCAGUAUGCUAAAGCUAAGGAAGCAGAUGGCCGUCACAAAGAUGCCGCUUUGGCUUAUGAGAACGCCAAGGACUGGGACAAUGUUAUCAGAAUCCAGUUGGACUUUCUGCGCAAUCCAGAGGAGGCAGUGCGUAUUGUCAGAGACACUGGAUCUGUUGAAGGAGCCAAGAUGGUGGCUAGGUUUUUCCAGAAGUUGAAUGACUUUGGUUCAGCGAUCCAGUUCCUGGUGAUGUCCAAGUGCAACGACGAGGCGUUCCAGCUUGCUCAACAACACAACCAAAUGGAGAUCUAUGCUGAGAUAAUCGAGGGUAACGAGGGUGAAGACGCCACUCAGGAAGAUUACCAGAGCAUCGCGUUGUACUUUGAGAGUGAGAAGAAUCAUCUCAUGGCAGGGAAGUUCUUCCUUCUGUGCCAGCAGUACGGCCGCGCCCUCAAGCACUUCUUGAGGUGCCCCACUACGAAUGAAGACAACCAGGCUGUGGAGAUGGCCAUCGAGACGGUUGGUCGCGCUAAGGAUGAGCAGUUAACCCAUCAGCUGAUUGAUUACUUGAUGGGAGAGACGGACGGGAUGCCCAAGGAUGCCAAGUACUUAUUCCGUCUCUACAUGGCCCUCAAGCAGCACCGGGAGGCGGCCAGGACAGCUAUCAUUAUCGCAAGAGAAGAACAGAUAGCUGGUAAUUACCGUAACGCCCACGACGUCCUUCUGAGCAUGUACCGUGAACUGAAGAAUCAAAAGAUCAAGAUCCCAACCGAGAUGGCGACCAAUCUCAUGAUCCUCCAUAGCUACAUCUUGGUCAAGAUUCAUGUGAAGCGGGGUGAUCACAAGAAAGGAGCAAGGAUGCUGAUCAGAGUCGCCAAUAACAUCAGCAAGUUUCCUGCUCAUAUUGUUCCCAUCCUGACCUCGACGGUGAUCGAGUGCCACCGGUCAGGGCUGAAGAAUUCCUCGUUUAGUUACGCGGCGAUGUUGAUGCGGCCGGAGUAUCGAAAUAAGAUUGAUCUCAAAUAUAAGAAGAAGAUUGAAGCUAUCGUCAGAAAACCAGAUAAAUCAGAGCAGGAUGAGGACACGUCUCCUUGUCCGUAUUGCCAAUAUAGCCUGGAAAACACUGAGCUUGUCUGCCCUGAGUGUAAAAACAACAUUCCCUACUGUGUGGUUACAGGUCAACACAUGGUGAGAGAUGAUUUCGCCUCCUGUCCAAACUGUGACUUCCCUGCUCUUCAUUCAGAAUUCACAAGUUUACUGGAGUCAGAGGAUUCAUGUCCGAUGUGCUCAGAGCGAAUCAAAUCGGCAUCACUGAGAAAGAUCAAUGACCCCUCCAUGUACCUUCACCCUGAUGAUGGAGCUGAGGAGUAGACAGGAAGCAGGAAGAUAGAAAGGAAUGGAGGGGGAAAAGGGGGAUUUAGAGAUUGAAUUACAUUGACUUGUGCUUGAUGUAGUUGUGCUCAGAGCAAAUCAAACCUUUCUUAUGAAGGAACGUAAAUGGUCUAUGUAUGUUUCCACCUACACAUGAGGAUGAGGUUUAAACAGAAAGAGAAGGGGGGGGGGAAGGGGGAAUUAGUGAAUGGAUACGGUCACUUGUGUUAGCUGAAGUCACUGUUUGGACACAAAACGUCACUGUAAACCAUUCUCCUUAAGGAAAGUGAAUGAUCUUUAUACGUGUUUCAACCUACACAUAAGGGCUGAGGUUUAAACAAAAAGAGAGCAGAGGUGGGGUGGGGGGGUAGAAGUGGGAUUUAGGGAAUAAUUUGGUUACAGUGACUUGGGUCUGAUGGAACUCACUGAUUGGAAAGAAAACAUCACUGCAGUUGUCUUUGAUGUGCUCAGAGCAAAUCAAAGACAAAUCAUUCUCCUUAAGGACAGAUAAACGAUCUUUGUGUGUGUUUCCAAUGAGAGAAUAAUUAUGGUCAAGGUUUAGACAGAAUGAGAGAAGGGGUAUUUGGAAGAGUUUUUUUUUGGAGGGGGGGGGGCUAGUGGGUGGGGGAAUAGAAAGUAGUGUCUGAUGGGAGUCACUGAUGGAAAUAAGAAAUCACUGUAGUUUUUUUUUAAAUCUUUCAAUCUUUCUCCUUAGUGAAGGUAAAUGAUCUUAAACAACAAACUAUUUGAGGGAUCCCCUAACAUCACAAGGCGGGACGGCCACACUUUAAGGAGAGGGCUAAAUCCAACUGAUUUGGGCUGACCUUUCUCAAAGACCCAAAUCAACUGCCACUCGGGUAGUGCGCUGAAACAGGGUUAACCCCCCCCCCCUCCCCCCAUCACAGUCCAGAAAGAGUGUGGGGAUGGUAUCAUCCACUAUAGGAGUCUGGUUGGUAGAGCAGAAUGCACUACCUUCCUGACUACUUAUGAAGCAAUUAUGGUUAAGUGCCUUGCUCAAGGGCACAAGUGUCAUGACCGGGUAUCGGGCCCAUGCUCUGCUGCUGACCACACCAGAGCUUGGGUCCAGUGAACUAGACCGCUCAGCCACAGCAUGCCACAAAAUGUGUAUUUCCACUUUUAUUUCUCAAUUCCCUGGGAGCAUACAACCGUAAGCUGCUGAAAUAAGCCCAAGGGGUUAUUCAAACACAAAACCGUCUCCCUUUUAUACAUCUGGAUUAAAAGAAACAAUGAUGGUAAGUGCCUUGCCCAUCAGAGACCCAAGUGUCAUGACCGGGAUGUGAACCCACACUGUUAUCAUUCAAGCGCCACCAGAACUCGAGGUCGAUGCAGUAGAUCGCUCGUCCAUGAUACACCAACAAACAAAAUCUAUCACGACAUUAAAUAGUUAAAUAAAAAAGAAAAGGGUUUUCAAAAUUUUUGAUUUGUUUCAGCUCACAACAUCUUUGUCUCGUGUUUUGGUUUAAAGUGUUUUAAAAUUUUAAGAAACUUGCAAUAUUGUGAAAAAUUAUGUCACAGUAUGAAAAUAGUAAAUGAUUAGAGUCAAUCAAUUUUUAAUUUAUUGAUGUAAAAAUAAAAAAUAAUUUUGUUAUUCAUAUACAAUUGAUGUUUAGGGGCUAUUUUAUUUGUUUCAUUUGGACAAGGUCUGGUGUUGAUUUCACACCAAAGUGAGUUAAAAUUUAUGGUUUUUUUUUGCAUUUUUAAAACGAUUCAGAUUUGUUGGGUUUAGUUUAAAGAAAAAAAGUGUGCCACAAAAUAAUCUCUUACCAUCUCAAAAGAGGAAACAAUUAAUUCAAAUGAAAUUCUAGAUAUUGAAAGAUUUUCUAGUUUUUAUAUCUUUAAAUAAAAGUCAUUAGUGUUUGGUUUGGUUGUUACUGCCAAACUCAUGUGCCUUGUGACACUUCUCAUCUGUAUAAAAAAGUAUAUAAAUGUAAAUAUUAUACUUGUUCUUUCCCUGUGAGUGCUAAUUAAAAUGAAGACAUGUUUAUUUGCACUGA